Dunckerocampus dactyliophorus (ringed pipefish) is the source of this 3332-nucleotide messenger RNA. It is a transcript of the gene tmod1, whose product is annotated as tropomodulin 1. NCBI's taxonomy places the organism in Eukaryota, Metazoa, Chordata, Actinopteri, Syngnathiformes, Syngnathidae. Gene Ontology annotation, biological process: muscle contraction; pointed-end actin filament capping; myofibril assembly. The transcript is spliced from 12 exons. The record is from RefSeq and is a predicted model, not a curated record. Gene Ontology annotation, molecular function: tropomyosin binding. The coding region runs from base 422 to 1555 and encodes 377 amino acids. Gene Ontology annotation, cellular component: myofibril; striated muscle thin filament.
UUUAUGGUGGGAGGAGGUUCUCUCUGCUUUGCCCUUUGCGGGAGAUGACUUGCAGCCUCCUCAAACUACCAACGGAAGCCCGGUGUCGGGGGAGGCAGCUUUUGUUAGCCCGCUCCGUAUUGCACCAAUUCCAAUUUUCCUUCCUCCGCCGCAGGGCAUGGACGGUGUAGUGUAGUCAGGGCUUUAGUUCGAUCCCCGGUUCCGUUGACGAGCAGCCUGCAUCGCCAGUCCACGCCGCACUGAGGGAACCAUAUCUGGUCAAAGUAUUCGGCUCUGCUGUCACCCAGCCGGGCCGUCCGGCUAUAAAUAGCGCUGGUGGAGGUAUUAUUCGUUCCCUGCCAACGAAUGUGAAGUUGUUGCAGCUGCUGAUCUAACAUAUUGUCUUUCUCAUUUGGAAGAUUUUACCCAGGUGUCUUCCAUCAUGUCGGUGAUGAGGAAGGAGAUGGAGAAGUACAGGGACAUAGAUGAGGACGAGCUGCUCAUGAAGCUCUCUGAAGAAGAGCUGCAGAGGUUAGAAGAUGAACUGGAGGAGCUGGACCCUGACAAUGCACUUCUGCCUGCUGGGAUGCGUCAGAAGGAUCAGACCAAAAAAGCACCCACAGGAACAUUUCAAAGAGACAACCUGCUGGCCCAUCUGGAGAAACAAGCCAAAGAGCAUCCAGACAGAGAAGACCUGGUGCCUUUCACAGGGGAGAAGAGAGGGAAAGCCUGGGUGCCUAAAAAGAUGGUCGACCCCAUCAUGGAGAAUGUGACCCUGGAGCCUGAACUCGAAGAAGCUCUUGCCAGUGCUACUGAUGCUGAACUUUGUGAUAUAGCAGCCAUCCUGGGCAUGCACACUCUGAUGAGUAACCAGCAGUACUAUGAAGCUCUGGCAAGCAGCACCAUCGUUAACAAGCAAGGCCUGAACAGUGUGAUCCAGUCCACCCAGUAUAAACCAGUGCCCGAUGAGGAGCCCAACUCGACUGAUGUGGAGGACACUCUCAUGAGAAUAAAAAGGAAUGAUCCGGAGCUUGUGGAGGUCAAUCUCAAUAACAUCAAGAAUAUUCCCAUCCCGACUUUAAAGGCGUACGCUGAGGCUCUGAUAAAGAACACGGUGGUGGAGAGGUUCAGUAUCAUCGGGACUCGAAGCAACGACCCUGUAGCAUUUUCACUGGCUGAGAUGCUCAAGGUCAACACAACACUGAAGAGCCUAAAUGUUGAGUCCAACUUCAUAACAGGGACUGGAAUCCUGGCCCUCAUUGAGUCGCUACAGUUCAACACAACGCUACUGGAGCUCAAGAUUGACAAUCAGAGUCAGCCAUUAGGCAACAAGGUGGAGAUGGAGAUAGCCAGCAUGUUGGAGAAAAACACCACACUGUUGAAGUUUGGGUACCAUUUCACCCAGCAGGGCCCGCGCCUCAGAGGAUCCAAUGCCAUGAUGAACAACAAUGACCUUGCCCGUGUUGUUAGGUCAGAGUCUGAUGGCUCCUUCACCCUCACUUUGUCCGUCCCUGAGCUGGAACGGGCCUUUGGAAAAAAGUUCAAGUCAAAGACUAAUGAGAAAGAGAAGGCUUGAAGGAGGACCCAUCCUCCCCAAGUGUCGGACAAAUGUGUAGAAACCACUCACCCGCCCUCCCCUUUGUGCCGUCCACCUGCCACCUUUAAAAAACACACACACCACUCCCCCCUCCCGUGGCCGCCAUCUGACCUCAAAUGGUCCGACAGCCUCUCCAGACAACCUUGACCGUCAUCUCUGGUUAUGCAAGUGCAAUUCAGGGUUCAAAGAGAACACUCUUUUUGGACUUUUUAAAAAGGUAGAUUUUAGAGGAUGCUGUGGUGAGCAGAGUCCACCCAGCAUCCAAUGCAUGCAAAAAGAGAUGCUUUCUUAUUGAACGUUUAUGUGCUGGGAUGGAAACUAGCCAUCCAGUGCUGCCAUCUAGAGUCUUUUCAUAGCAACUGUAACGGCUUGACUCCUUGGACUGUUACUGACUGAUGAGGGCUUCACGUUUUGAAUAGUUAGUACCUUCGACAAUCUUUAUUGUGCUGAACUCAUUUGAAUUAUUCAUAUUAAUAUUAUUGUUUUGCUAUAAAUGACUUGUUCUGGUAUUGUUCCUCACAUGCUGCUGCAAGUUUUGCACUGGUAGUCAGUUCCAAUGUCAAACUAGCCGAAACAAAGAUAACAAGAUAUUUAGUUUAUGACAGACAUGUUUAGGUCAGGGGUGUCCAAAGCGUGUCCCACGGGCUAUUUUGGCUCGCAGAUGAUUUUUAAUUGACCCUCGGCAUUUUAUAAAAAAUAAAGUGUAUUCAUUAUUUAUGAGAUAUAUUAUUAGAUAUAUUGCCUCCAGCAUACCCCUGUGACCCUCGUGAGGAUAAGCAGCAUAGAAGAUGGAUGGAUUAUUACAUAUUACACUAGUUUGCUUUGUCACCUGUAGCACAAAGUUAAGAUGUGGAUUUUUUGUUCAGAUAGCUUGGCAUAACUGACCUACAGUGGACUGGUUUUAGCAUCUUUAAUGUACAAAAUGUAUCAAAGUGCCUCCCUGCAUUCUUUCAUUUUUCUGUAUGCGACCCUUGCAGGAAAAACACACCCCUGGGUUAGUUCAUAAACUGUCCAAGUCAUUAGAAAAACAUUCAUAGUUAAAUGUAUCGCUUAAAUUAGGCAUCACACAUCAUCCAGGACUUAUUUUUGAGUCAAGCCUCCUGCGAGCUGGGACUUCCUUUCAACAAUAUUCAUCUUUUAUGCAGCACAGACUUCCACUACACUUCCAUUCAGGUCUUUUUUGUUUUACUGAGCUAAGUAUGAGCUUUAAAAUAAGAUGGCAGGCAGAUGAUCACAGGGGCUCACAAACAUCAAAUUCUGACCAGGCAGGUAGAGUACGUGUUACUGAGCUAAAGUUUUCAUAGAUCAAGUUCAAACAAGCUUUUGGAGCAGUUUUACAUGCGUUUUAAUGGGACACGUUGGACAUUUGGAGUGUGUGAUUGCACUGAUACUCCUCAAGUGUUCUUGUUUUCUUUUUUUAACCAAACAUUGGCUUUGGUUACUAAGUAGAUACCACCAGCACUGACUGCAGUGCUAUAACCGUCUGGCAGUGUCAUUAUUAGAAUGAGACGGCAAAAGCAGCAGCAAUUCACGAAGGAACAAGACCUAACAGAAAUAAUUCACCAAAGUCAAUUAUUCAACAAAUUAAAGGGAUGUAAACAUUUGGUUUUUUUUAACCGAGUGACGCGUGCAGCCUUUCUGUUUCCACCUAUUCUUUUCAUCUCCUUUCAUCUCCAUCCUAUUUAUAAUAUGGGGCUUGAUUAUGACGUUUGUUGGAUAGUUCACAUUUUUGCUUCGGUUUGUUUGUUUUUGAAAU